UAUAUAUACCGCACAUAAACAUAACAUUACUACACAGUCAUUGAAAAGAAAAAAUCAAAAAAAAAUAUUUUUUCCCUUAUCUUUUCCCAACAUCGGUAGCUUUGUUUUGCUGUAAUAUUUGUCAAAAAAAAAACUUUUGCUGUAAUAUUGAUCAUGGCCAAGUUAUCGUGUUCUUAUUUUCUUGUACUCAUGCUUGUGUUCUCAGCUUGUUUAAUAGUUGAAAGUGCUGAGGGAAAGCUAUGUCACAUAACCGUUGACAAAAGAAUGUUUUGUGAAGAGGUCCAUUGCCGUCAAAGCUGUUUUUCAGGAUACAAUGGCAUUGGAACAUGUUUUGACGACCCCAAAGUUGCUGGAUCCCUUAAUUGUGGCUGCAGCUAUAAUUGUUAGAGGAAACGUCUCUUAAAAAAGUUGUGAUAUUAUAAUAAAAUGUAUGAUUUCUGUUUGUAAUCAUCGUAAAAUUCCAGAGAUCUUCAUAUGUGCGGAUUUUUCGUUUCAGAAUAUAAUUUAUUAAAAAAUUUAGUUACAAUUAAUUUUAUUAUAUACUGAAAUAUUUUUCAUAAAUAAUAGUAAUAGUUUCAAAAAUAAUAGUAAUACUUUA
Thlaspi arvense is the source of this 598-nucleotide messenger RNA. Lineage: Eukaryota; Viridiplantae; Streptophyta; Magnoliopsida; Brassicales; Brassicaceae. The record is from the annotation of a GenBank genome assembly.